Messenger RNA from Suillus bovinus, 852 nucleotides. RefSeq lists its product as uncharacterized. The record is from RefSeq and is a predicted model, not a curated record. The transcript is spliced from 6 exons. NCBI's taxonomy places the organism in Eukaryota, Fungi, Basidiomycota, Agaricomycetes, Boletales, Suillaceae. Bases 1 to 852 code for a protein of 283 amino acids.
AUGGAGAAGAGAUGCAGGGAACAAACUACGUGGAGCUCUGAAUCGAGGGAAAACUUUCACGCUGCAUUUCAUCAUAAGCGUGAGCAACGGGUGUUUUUAAUCAGUGGCGCCCUCCGCAACAGGGACAAGGACCUCAAUCUUAUCAGUCGAGGUGGUCUGCUAGUCGCGAUCGGGGAAGUGGAACUGAAACUGGAAGGUAUGACAGUAGGGCGCAGGCAGUUACUCUACCACAACGGGACACUGGCAGAGUUCCACGAUGGUUUCAACAAGAUAGCAGAGACUGGCAAGAGGACAUUAUCUUCAAUUGUAUCAAAAGUCAAGGCGAAGAUACAGGAAUACGAUCAGGGCCAAGCAUCCAGACAAAAUACACAGCCUACGUGGGGUCAGACAUCUCAACCUCCAUGGGGCGGUGUACAACCCACGCAGCAUCAGGAAUCCUACUACGACCCCAAUCCACCGGGCGAAAGUGGAAUCCGUGGAAGUGGCUGGGCGGACUCCGUUCCUACUCUUGCUCCAAGCCCAACAUACGUUCCUCCAAAUUUUGCCACCAAACCUAUAGCGAACUCUACAUCCGUUGCAACCAAUAGCCCAACAUAUACAGGUUCGUUGACGUAUUCCCCGCCGAACACAGGCAUGGGCAUGUCCCCUCCGCCUGAACUUGCUCGGCAGUCGAGUGACACCUCAAGGCUGCCGUCCACGGGCAUUGGCGCCCCGAGCGGAAUUGACGCUAUUAAAUUUGGACUUCUGCCCAAACGACCUGUAUCACUCCUUCGGGAACAGGUCCCACCUACACACAGAGACGAUAACGAUGAUGAGUUGGAAUACACAGAAAAUCCGUUUGAGGAUAGGUAA